Desarmillaria tabescens is the source of this 1653-nucleotide messenger RNA. RefSeq lists its product as uncharacterized. The transcript is spliced from 5 exons. The record is from RefSeq and is a predicted model, not a curated record. Lineage: Eukaryota; Fungi; Basidiomycota; Agaricomycetes; Agaricales; Physalacriaceae. The coding region runs from base 1 to 1653 and encodes 550 amino acids.
AUGUCCACUGAACCACAACAACACAAUGUCACUCCUAGGCAAGGAACUCCCACAGAGUCUGCCUCAGAUGCAGCCCCUUCCCAACCGCCGCAGGCCAUGCUCGAUCUCACACAAAUUCAAGAGUAUUUCUCCACAAACGGUGUUCUUGAUGUGGUGCGUCUCCUUGAAGGCUAUUGGGACCUGAGCAAGACUCUUCGUGACACCCAGCUGCAAGUCAAUGCGCUCAUCGACGCAAAGAGGCUCCUCGAACUGUCAGCCGCAAGCUCUACCAAGUCUAAGGGUAGAGGUUCGGAUUCUGGAUUAACGGCCGAGCAAGAAAAAACUAUUCUUCAGUUUGGGAAGCGCUGCAUUGUCACUAUCGACUUGUGGCCAGAAGACACCGAAAUCUUCAAGGAGAGACCAUCAGCAAAUGCCGGCCUCAUUCUCAGUGCUGCACGAUAUGCGUCUGCAGAAUCAGAGCAAGAUGCACUCUAUGCUGAAAUCUACUCCGCACUCAAGGAAAAUUUUCACUUCUGCUUUGCUAAGAAUUACGGUCCGGAAAGAAACUUGUAUUUCCUGAAAUCCGCCUCUGAUGGCCGAUCCACUUUCCUCAAUCAUGUGAAAAACGAUGCCUUCCACACUAUAUUCGGCGCGUUGGUUCCAUCCGCCAGUAAUACCGAUUUUGAUCCUUUGACGGAUCCUCAUUGCCUUGACCUCCUCGGGUAUAGGCCAUCAAAUAAGACCUACUCAUCGCUGCCCCCCAUUCUUUGGGAAGAUGGGGUGAAAGGUGACCCAUGCUCUAUCUUUCGAAGCACCACACUGAUGAAGAUUCUCUUUGUUAUAUUUUAUGGUGGCACCAGUCUCAAACAGAAGUCCACAAAAAAAGCUGUCAAGAGCAAGCAAACCAAUGCUUUUCUCUGGAAAUUAACCGAAACUUCGCCAGGGACUAUGGCAUAUGCUGCCACUGUUGCUCGUUUUGUCCUCUCUGAUGAUGAAUGCUUUGAUAAGCAUGGUGGUCGCUCAGGCAUCAACUAUGCUUCUGACUACUACCAAUACAAGAGAACGAUCAUUGAGGCGAUUUCGACAUCUCACAUGAAGCAAACCAUCGCAGCAUAUAAUAGGUUUCUCUUUGAUGAGAAGCCCUCGAGACUAGGUACAAACCAGCAUGGAACAUCAUGUGAUGAUGACAAUGAGUUCAUCGAGCUUCAGAAAGCAUUUGCUGAUGUAUCAGAUGCCGAAUCAGACACUCCCAUGGCUAAUGAUGCACCUUCUGAUGCUGUGAUGACUGUCACUGCCGAUCCAGAGGUCCAAGAACUCAUUCAAGGUGUCAAAAUGGUUAAUUUUCAGCUUGAAGCACCUUCCAACAAGGAACAGGAGGUACCGGAAAUUCGGCGUAGUCGACAAGGCCAUGUUGUUCCAAAUCCUGGAGAUACUGAUUUGACAGUCAGCACAGAAACUGAUGUUACUCAAGCAAAAGGCCGCACGCGUGGUGCUAAGUCUCGUGGGAAGGUGGGCAGCUGUGGCCAUGGCCGUGGAACAACUCAGAUGCAAACCAAUCAGCCUCAGCAUGAUGCAAGGCCCACUCGUCGAGGUACACGGGCUGAUACUCAGUGGCAGGUGUCACAGGUCCAGGAGGAAGCAGGAGAUCUAGAAAAUGACGAUGUAUAUGGGUAG